Molecule: messenger RNA, 1920 nt
Organism: Symbiodinium sp. CCMP2592
Lineage: Eukaryota; Dinophyceae; Suessiales; Symbiodiniaceae
Source: the annotation of a GenBank genome assembly
AUGUCUGACACCAUGGUCACCAUGCUCUUCCUCGUGGUCUUCACGUCGCUGCAGAUGGUAAGCGGCGACCGCACCAUCCUCGGGCGAAGAGGCAUCGCCGCAGAGAAGGAGUCUCGAAGCCUAUUCUUGGAAGCAGGUGAUGCUUCCGAAUCCUUGCGUUGCGAAGAAGAGCUUGGAAUGCUCAAGAAGGGGAUACAGGAGAGUUGCGAAGAGGACCAGCGAAAUGGUGCGACAGUCUCUGCUGGAGGCUGCCAGGCCGAGGCGGAAGCCGUUGUCAACGAUGGAGACUACGAGGUCUGGAGCCAGAGCUUGCUGACCUGCGGGAGCGAGAAGACGCACCUCUUGUUGUGGAGUGGGUAUCAAGAUGAAGAGCGUGAAGACGUCCUUCGACCAUUGCGACAAAAGGGCGGCUGCGUCUUGCAAAGCCAGGAGGAUCCGGACACCCGGCUCGGGCAGCUCUUGAAUGCUCCCGGUGUGAAUACCCUGAAGUCCUGCAGCCUGCCGAAGGUCAAAGCCUUCUGGGUGGGCGCAUCCCGGCAGUUUGCCAGCACCUGGGCUGCGAGGUCCCAAGAUGUCAUCGUGGCGAUCAACUAUCACAAACAGCAAGGGCUGUCUUACAAAAUUCUUUUCGACACUGUCUUUUACAGAGGCGAGCUGAAAGCGGCCGUUCAAGCCUUCCGCGACGGGUUGCAGAUGCGCAUUCUUUACACACAUCCCGGCAUGACAGAUGGUGACAUGAUUGCGGCGACUUCCGUCAUGUACGAAAGGGCACGCCUGCUGUCCCCUGUGCCCGCAUCGAAGUUUCGGGAAACCACCACAUGGCGUUUUGGUCACUGCGCCAAGGAGAACCUUGCGCAAGCAGUCAGCCAGACACAGCGUCUCCUCGAUCCGGACGGUCCUGAUUUCCUCAACAACCUUGGAGUCAUGUACUUUGAGGGCCUCGGGGUAGCUCAGGACUUGCAGGAGGCGCGAGGCCUUUUUGAGCGGAGCAUGGCGAGAGGCAACGAAAGGGCCCCAACCAGCCUUGGCAUGAUGUACCAGCAGGGGCGAGGUGUUAUUCAAGACUACCACAAGGCCAGAGAUCUGUAUCAGAUUGGUUACGCAAGGGGCGACGACCUAGCCGCUGCAAUGCUUGCCGGGCUGUACCGCGAUGGCUUGGGAGAGGACCAGGAUUUCCACAACGCCAUAAUUCUGUAUCAGCAGGCCAUUGAAAGGGGCGACUCUAGAGCGGCGAAUUGGCUCGGUAUCAUGUACCAGAAUGGGCAAGGUGUCGCCCAAGACUUGCAGAAGGCCAGAGAACUUUUCGAGCUGGGCAUCGCAAGAGGCGACACCUUUUGCGCCGAAACCCUCGGAAACAUGUACAUCCAUGGCACUGGGGUGACCCAGGAUUUCCACAAGGCCAAAGAAUUAUUUGAGACGGCCAUGUUAUGGGGUUCUGCUGAAGCUGCAUCUCAGCUUGGACACAUGUACAGGGAUGGCCUGGGGGUGGACCAAGAUUUCCACAAGGCCAGAAAAUUCUAUGAGACGGCCAUCGAAAGGGGCUCGAUCGGAGCCACAAAUGAGCUUGGUAACAUGUACCAGUAUGGGAGAGGUUCAGCCCCAGACUGGCUCAAGGCCAAAGAACUGUACGAGCUGGGAAUCGCAAGAGGCGACAUUUUGUCCCCGGAAAGCCUUGGACAUAUGUAUCGCGAUGGCCUCGGAGUGGUCCAGGACUACCGCAAGGCCAAAGAACUGUACGAGAUGGGCUUCGUCAGAGGCAGUAGUGGAGCUGCCCUCAGCCUUGCGUGCAUGUACCAAUACGGCCUCGGCGUAUCACAGGACUCUCAGAAAGCCCGGGAACUCUAUGACAAAUCUCCCGGAUCGAGUGGCACUUCUUCCAUGGCGUCCUUGGCCCCGCCCUUCUGCCCAAGAACGAUCUGA